Molecule: messenger RNA, 3339 nt
Organism: Spodoptera frugiperda (fall armyworm)
Lineage: Eukaryota; Metazoa; Arthropoda; Insecta; Lepidoptera; Noctuidae
Gene: GluClalpha
Product: glutamate-gated chloride channel
Exons: 8
Coding region: 1131-2264 (377 amino acids)
Biological process (GO): regulation of membrane potential; signal transduction; chloride transmembrane transport
Cellular component (GO): membrane; synapse; neuron projection
Molecular function (GO): neurotransmitter receptor activity; extracellular ligand-gated monoatomic ion channel activity; transmembrane signaling receptor activity
Source: RefSeq, a predicted model, not a curated record
ACAUAACCUGAUGUAAUCCGUGACAUUUUUAUUAUAAACUAAAGUUAGAUUUCUCUGUGGGAUUUCGCGAUCCAUUGCUCUACCGCCGGUGCAACCCAAUAGUGAGACAGUAACCGCGGCAGCAGUGGACCGCGCCCGUCUAUUAGCUCAGUCUUGCCAACUUUGUUUAUAAUAAAAAUAUAAAUAUUAUGCAAUAUCUGCACUACGCUAAACAUUCUCAAGCUAUUCGUAAAUAAUUGUGUUCGUGUAUUUUGUUAAUUUUGUUCUUUCCCCUUUAAUUUUAGUUGGUUUAAUAUCAGUUGUGCACCUUUUCUUUCCUUUUCCUAAAUGUAUCAUUUAACCACCCUUAAUGUAAAAAUUUGAAUGUUUAACUAAAUAUUUCGCUAAAUAAAUCCCGUGGUGCGGUGCCGCGCACUUUAUUUUUAUUUUUGUUUUUAUUUUAUUAUAAACUCAGACUAAGUGUAGUCUGGCAACUAAAUUAUAAAUAAUGUUUUAAUUUUAAAUCUUGAUCAAAAUUACAGCUUUUAAUUUUCUUCGUGGAAUUAGAUCUUUUCUGUUUCUUUACUUUCUCUUCCUUAUUAUUUAUAUAUUAUGUAUUUGUUGACUAGCUACACUCCUGCAGGCGCGACUCGAGCUGUACAGACACGUGCAGGAUGGACUAUUGGCACUCAAGUAGUUAGCACUCAACUGUUGAGCAGCAAACUUACCGCUUCGGUAUCACAGCACUGAUACGUUCAAAAUCAAUUUGGACUCUAUUGCCUUAGAAAUAAAGAGGAAUCACUUAAGUUGUAAAGUGAAGUAAUUCGGCCACGCUUGUAGGAACCACGGGGACCGCGGCCCGCACCAGACACCAUCAUUUUAUUUAUGUUUCUUAUGUUUAUUUGAUCAUGCUUCUUAUGUUAAGUUCACGCAGAUGAGGAAAUUAUAAAAACUAUUUUGGUCGUGUACGUUGAUUGUAAUGAAUUGUUGAUAUGUCUUGUUCAUGUGAAUUUGUGUUGUGUAAUCGGGACUUACCGCCGCGCCCGCACUCGCCUUCGUGCUUGGAACGGUGGCUGCCCACCAAUAUGUGACACCCGACCCCAAACAACAGCUAGACGUACCGUAGCUCUAGUUAUACUGGCCGAUUGUGCAUGAAGGUAAUAAAAGCAUUCCUUCAACGAAUGCUGGAGACGGAAUACUCGGUACAGUUAACGUUCCGAGAACAGUGGUUAGAUGAGCGCCUCAAGUUCAAUAAUUUGGGAGGUCGCCUCAAGUACUUAACCCUGACAGAAGCCAACAGAGUCUGGAUGCCGGAUCUCUUCUUCUCCAACGAGAAAGAAGGUCAUUUCCACAACAUCAUCAUGCCAAACGUGUACAUUAGGAUCUUCCCUAAUGGCAAUGUGCUGUACAGCAUCCGAAUCUCCCUGACGCUGUCGUGUCCUAUGAACCUGAAGCUGUAUCCUCUGGACAAGCAGACCUGUUCGCUGAGAAUGGCCAGCUACGGCUGGACGACAGACGACUUGGUGUUCCUGUGGAAGGAGGGCGAUCCAGUCCAGGUUGUGAAGAACCUACAUCUGCCGCGGUUCACUCUAGAAAAGUUCCUCACUGACUACUGUAACAGCAAGACUAAUACUGGUGAAUACAGUUGUCUGAAAGUAGACCUGCUGUUCAAGCGCGAGUUCAGUUACUACCUGAUCCAGAUCUACAUCCCAUGCUGCAUGUUGGUCAUCGUGUCCUGGGUGUCGUUCUGGCUGGACCAGGGAGCGGUGCCUGCUAGAGUUUCACUAGGUGUAACGACACUGCUCACGAUGGCGACCCAGUCAUCAGGUAUCAACGCCUCCCUGCCUCCAGUGUCCUACACCAAAGCCAUCGACGUCUGGACAGGCGUGUGCCUCACCUUCGUCUUCGGAGCAUUGCUAGAGUUCGCUCUAGUGAACUAUGCGUCUCGCUCUGACAUGCAUAGAGAAAACAUGAAGAAAGCGAGAAGGGAGAUGGAAGCAGCCAGCAUGGACGCUGCCUCCGACCUCCUCGACACAGAUAGCAACACCACGUUUGCUAUGAAACCCUUGGUGCGCGGCGGCGUGGUGGAAUCCAAGAUGCGGCAGUGCGAGAUCCACAUCAACCCUCCGCGCAAGAACUGCUGCCGGCUCUGGAUGUCCAAGUUCCCCACUCGCUCCAAGAGGAUAGACGUCAUCUCGAGGAUCACCUUCCCGCUUGUGUUCGCCUUAUUUAAUUUGGCUUAUUGGUCGACGUACCUAUUCCGCGACGAAGACGAAGAGAAGUGAUUUUCCGAGUCGCUGGAGAGAGGCGCGGUGCCGCGGCUGCGGCUGGCGGCGGCGGUGGUGGUGCCGUACGUGGUGUUCGUGCUGGCGUACGCGGUGUGCUUCCGCGUGCGCGACCUGCCGCCGCCGCCGCCGCCGCCGCUGGACGAGGCCGCGCCCCCCGCCCGCCGCCCCGGCCCCCGCCGCGCGCCCCGCGCCCGCCCAUCGUAGCUGCUCCAUGAACUCACCCUCAUUCUAGACUAAGGUUCUGUGUAUUCAGUUACUCACCGUCUUCCUCGAGGCAGCGUCAUUCCCCCUCAGUAUUCGUUAGUGCGUUAGUGGAGCUCGAAGUGUCUGUAUAUACGUACGUGUUCUGGUGCCGUAUAGUACGCUGAAGGCUUCCAUUACCGAAAUGUGAGAGAUUUCUAAUAGUGACUCAAUACUUCAAUGCUAAAUCGAACCAUAGUAACGCGAGGCCUGCACCCGAUUUCCGACAUUAUUGUGUACAAAAAUAUUUUAAUUUCCGAGAAUUAAAAAUUUUCGAUAAUUUUACCAAAGAUAUGAGUCCUUGUAUGGAUUCGUAUGUAAUGUAACCUAGGGUAAGACAUUAUAUAAACCUCAUAAGUGAUUAUUUCAUGAUAUUUUAGCCCUUUAAGUGUUAGAUAUCUAAGGACUAGAAAGGCACUAAUGUUUACGGGAAGGGUAACAGUUUACAAUGUAAGGAUUACUUUAGUAGACCGUAUAUAGGGGAUAGCGUUCGGUUUAACUCCGGGUUAGGACUUAGGUACUGUCAAAUUGUUCCCAGGUAUGUAAACUGCCAAACGUAUGUAGCUACGAGUACUUGUGAUCAAUUUUGACAACAUUUUUUUAUUUUGUAUCGAGUCAACUACCGUUGGCGGCCUUAAUUUUUCAAAUCAACCAAUUCGUGCUAAUCAUAGAUAAGGUAGAGUUGUUUGUCUAUGGUAGCCGUCAGUGGCCUAGUGACGUAUCGAGUAGGCAUCAAGUGUCGCCGUGAGGUAACACAUAAAGUGGCAAGAAGGAAUUUAUAAAAUCAUUGAAUAUUAUUAGAUAAGUAUUAUAAUUAAAAUGGUGCUGUCUU